UCGAAUGACCUAGGCUAUGAUGCAUGGAAGUAAUUGCUCGCUGCCAAGUUGAUAUCUUAUCAGAUGUGGUAGCUAACCCAAAUCAGGACACCGUUGAUCUAUACGAGUCACUAACUUGAUCUGGAUCCCGUACUGAUACCUUCAAAAGAUUCUUGACUCAUACCACCAUCUAGUUCUUCAAAGCUUCCAAUAGAUAUACCUCUAAUGUCAACAAUAUACAUAGAUCAAGCAUCAGGCGUCGACGCGUCCGGAAAUGGGUCCGUUGAUCAGCCUUAUCAGUCCCUUGCCUUCGCCCUCUUCUCGACGCCUACCACCGAAGCCGAAACGACACAAUACCAGAUCCGCAAGGAUGCAGAUGCAACAUAUGAUGCACCAACACAGUCUGCGACAAAAAAGGCAAAAAAGGACGCCCAGGGACUUGAGAAGAAACGGUUAAAAGCGCAAGCAGAAGAGAGAGAAUUAAAAGAGAAGGCAGAGAAACGCGAACGAAGACUCCAGGAAAGCAAAAAGAUCGUUCUUACUGAAGAUCCUUCACUCCCAAAAUCUGUCAAGUCCAAGAUCGUCAAAUUGGAAUCCCUUCGCGGGCAGCGCGUCCGGGUAUCUGGCUGGGUACACAGACGGCGAGACCAGCAAGAAAUCACGUUUAUUGUCCUGCGGGACGGGACAGGAUAUCUGCAGGCUGUUCUUACUGGGAAUGCGAACAAAACAUACGAUGCUGUAACGUUACAGUUAGAGGCAUCAGUCGAGCUGACUGGUAUGCUGAAGGAGGUUCCUGAAGGACAGCGCGCUCCUGGAGGACACGAACUAGUCGUUGAUUAUUGGCGCGUCCUUGGUGCCGCUCCUGGUGCCGAAGAAGCAUUUACCAACAGGCUCAACGAGCAAUCUGACCCAUCCAUCCUGGCUGAUCUCCGGCAUCUCGUUCUCCGUGGCGAGACCGCUUCUUCUGUGCUUCGCCUGCGUGCGGCCCUUCUCUCAGCUUUCCGUCAGUCCUUUGCAGACAACGACCUUUUGGAAGUGACGCCGCCCUGUAUGGUACAAACACAAGUGGAAGGUGGCGCAACGCUCUUCAAGUUCGAUUACUACGGUGAACCAGCAUUCCUCACGCAGAGCUCCCAGCUCUAUCUUGAAACAUGUCUACCUUCCCUCGGGGACGUAUUCUGUGUCCAGGAGAGCUUCCGUGCCGAAAACAGUCACACUCGCCGUCAUCUGAGCGAAUACACCCACCUUGAAGCAGAGCUUGCAUUCAUUACAUUUGAUGACCUCAUGACACACAUAGAAGCCAUUAUCUGCGAGACAGUCGAUAAGCUCCUCGUCAACCCUGCUACCGCGGCCCUCAUCAAAACUCUGAACCCUCACUUUAAAGCGCCUUCUCGUCCUUUCAUGCGUAUGUCCUACGCAUCCGCCAUCGCAUGGCUCAACGAGCACAAGAUCCAACGCCCGGCCGAGGACACCGACGGCAACGUGAUCACCAAGAAAGACGAGGAGACUGGUAAAGACGAGCCCGUGAUGGUCGAUCAUCAAAUCGGUGACGACAUCGCAGAGGCUGCGGAGAGGCAAAUGACAGAUAUCAUUGCGGCGCCGAUCUUUUUGUAUGGCUUCCCUGCGGAGUUGAAGGCAUUCUACAUGCAGAAGAUGCCAAGAAAAGAGGGAGAGCAGGGCCCUGUAUACACAGAGAGCUGUGACCUUUUGAUGCCUGGUGUCGGAGAAAUUGUUGGCGGAUCGAUGAGGAUAGCAGAUAUGGAAGAGCUACUGGCGGCGUACAAGCGCGAGGGAAUUGACCCUGCCCCUUACUACUGGUUCACUGACCAGCGUAAAUAUGGUACUUGCCAGCAUGGAGGGUACGGACUGGGUGUCGAGCGGUUCCUUGCAUGGCUGGCUAACCGAUUCACUGUGAGGGAAUGCUCGCUGUAUCCACGAUGGCCCGGUCGUGCGACACCUUAGGUUUAUUCUGGACCUCGAUAUUUGGCAGUUUCGUGGAUGGAAUGUAUGGGUUGUGCAUAAUAGAUUCGAACCAUGUAUAUCUUUUCCCAAAGGGACAAACUAUUAAUAACAGGUGCACCCAAGUAUGCGACGAUACACCUCCUGUUUUCUAAAAGUACAUCUUCUGCUUGGGCAUCAACCGUGCUGUCCAUGACUGUGAUAAUAUUGGCCAUCCGCAACACGGCCUCAAUGCAGGUCGAUAUGUAACUUGACCUUUUACACACCCGGUCGGGAGCGUUGAGUAAUGGCUUCUAAGACCACAUCCCAAGCGUCACGACCUAAUGAAGGUCGCG
Messenger RNA from Suillus bovinus, 2273 nucleotides. Its product is annotated as asparaginyl-tRNA synthetase. Gene Ontology annotation, cellular component: cytoplasm. Gene Ontology annotation, biological process: asparaginyl-tRNA aminoacylation. Bases 205 to 1941 code for a protein of 578 amino acids. The transcript has 9 exons. The record is from RefSeq and is a predicted model, not a curated record. Gene Ontology annotation, molecular function: nucleic acid binding; ATP binding; asparagine-tRNA ligase activity. NCBI's taxonomy places the organism in Eukaryota, Fungi, Basidiomycota, Agaricomycetes, Boletales, Suillaceae.